Molecule: messenger RNA, 2229 nt
Organism: Stylonychia lemnae
Lineage: Eukaryota; Ciliophora; Spirotrichea; Sporadotrichida; Oxytrichidae
Source: the annotation of a GenBank genome assembly
AUGAGUUCAGACAAUCCAACAACAGAUCACCGAGGCUUUUGCAAAUAUACUUCAUUUUUUGGGAGAUAAAUCAGGAAAAUCGAUCGUUUUGGACAUCCAAUAAGUUUUACAUACAAAAAUGAAUAAACUUACAAGUCCACAUUUGGAGGCCUUAUGACAAUCUUCUCUAUGAUUAGCUUGGCAGUUUAUUUCUUAUUUAUGAUCCUGAAGAUUAUAUAAAACUCUGACUAUACCAUCACUAAUACUUCUUACUAAAGGAAUCUAUACGUUGAUGAGACCCCUUAUAAUUUCACAUUGAAUGAAUUUGAUUAUGGAAUCUAAUUAAGUUAUGGAGGAGCAAAUCCCAAUGUUACUAAUCUGCAUCAAUACUUUUCAAUAAGAAUGUACAAUUUCAAAUCCUUUAAUAAUCCAGAUUCAACGAACAUUUAACUGCCAGUCCUACUAGGAGCUGACGAAUACAAUAUUACCUCCUGUCUUUAAACUAGAUUUGCAAAUCAAUCGAAGACUGACAAUACUAAAUGGUGGUGCUCAACUUAAGAUAAAUUUACAUUGUAAAGUAAAGGGGCACCUAACACUCAAAGAGUAAGGAUGGAACUUACAUACUGUCAUCAACCAUCACUUAGCAAACUAUUUCCAGACCUAACUUGCAAAGGGAGAGAAGAAACAGAUGCAAUAGCAAAAGAUGUUAGCAUUUUGUUUGCUUACUUAUAUCAAUAUCUUGAUGUCUCUGAAUUUGAGGCAUCCCCGAUUAAAUAUACUAUUUAAACUCAUACUUUUAAUCCAGCAACUGACUAUAAAUACUACACCUUUUCCCUUUCUAAAAACUUUGCUAUCAUUUAAGACUCAUGGCUAGCUGCAUCUAUGAAUUAGAAGAACUUAACUUAUGCAUCUGUAUCUCAUGAUUAUGAUAAUUCAAAGAUAAGAGGGAAUAUUUGGAUGACUAUCCAAUUUUUCAUGGGUGAGAAUACCUCUGUCAUUACUCGUAAGAAUUACAACUUAAUAGAUGCUCUUACCAACACUGGUGGUUUCGCUUCCAUUAUUAUGAUAAUUUUCAAAUUUCUAACAAUGAAGGUUUAAAAAACAUUAUUUGAAAUCUCCAUUGUUAAAAAAAUAUUCUACAGACAUUAAAAUUAGUCAGAUAUUGUAAAAAGUUAGGAGUCAAUAAAGAAUAGGAGAAAUAAAGAUAAAUUAAAAACUGAUUUAGAUUUUGCAAACCCCAAUGAUUUAGAAUCUUCAUCAAGAGACCUAAUAAAAAAUGGCUAAAAAUCAUCUGAUUCAAACAACUUUACAGUAAAAGCUACUCAGUUGAGUUAAAACUUGAAAGCAUUCCAUCCAUUUAAAUACAGCUUUAUCAAUUUUAUCAAAUCUCUAAUUUGUGGAGGAAUUAAAAACCAUCAUUCCUUGGACUACCUUUAUAGAGAGGGUGUAAAGAAAUUGAGAAAAGAAUUUGACAUUGUAAGAAAUCUCUAGUAAAUAAGAUAAAGUGAUUCAAUUGCUAGUCUACUUCUGAGUAAAGAAUAGAAAGAAUUAUUACCAUUUUUUAGAAAAAAUAUACUUGAAGGAGCAACUGUAAGAACUAAAGCUAACUAUAUGAAAAAGACUAGUGUAAUAGACGAUGAGACUUUACUACACAAGUCUCUCACUAAGAUCCUUAAAAGUAGUCAAAAGUCUGUUAUAGAUAAAAGAAUUGUAGAAAAUUUAUCAAUAGCAAAUUAAUCAGUGCAUGAUGAAAGUAUGAAAAAGUAAGAAUCAUUUACAACUGGAAGACAAAAGUUCUAGUAGCUUAAACUAGAGAAAAUACAGAAAGAAUCUGACAGUCUUGUGACUAGUCUUGCAAGUCCAACAAUCGUCUAAAAGGUUAAGAUGAUGAAUAGGAAAUUCUAGGAAUCCUCAAAGGAAACUAAAGAGAAUAAGAAAAAGUCUAAGACUGAUAAUGAAAAUUUCAUAGAAAUGAAACCUUCCAAAAAGGUCUAGCAUGAAAAUACACUUGAUAAUUCUCAUAGAUCUAAGUCAAAAACAAAGAGAGAGAAAAAUUAACCGAUCUAAAAAUAGGAGUAAACUAGAUUAAAAGAUUCUGAGAAAGCUAAAGAUGAUAAAAAGCAUGAAAAAAAUAAGAAUAAGUUAAAAGUGGUUACAUCUCAAAAGUCUCAAGAGGAAAAUUUAUAAUAAUAUGAGGAAACUGAAAAUUAAAAUAAGAUCAAGGAUGAAGUUUAUGAUUUCUCUGAUUGA